AUGGACAUGUCUUCAUCGGCCACUGGCGCCGGCGCCGCAUCUGGAACAGCAAACGACAUAGAGGGCUGGAAGCCGUACCUUCACACAUCGCUCUUCUCGCCCUUUUCCAACGUACCCGCUUCAGGCGAGGCAUUCUUGUUUCCCACGUUCCGCAUUUACAGCCGCUCGACGUUCUUGGCAGCAUGCGCGUUCACGUUUACGCUGGCGCUCCUCGAGAGGUGGUUGACAUUCUUACUCGAUCGAGUGCUUAGCCUGGAAGAACCUGCCUCGGUGGCAACGGGUGGUCAAGGCUGGACGGCUGCUCGACGAGCAAAUGCGACACGAGCCGGCGGGGCAGCAAGCGCCCGUCGCACAGCAGGAGGCGGAAGCGUGUACAUCCACCUCCCCGCCACCGAAGCGCCGCGUUUUCAGAACCUCGAAAAGGGAGCCAAGCCAACAGCGAUCAAGCUAGUCGCCCGGAAUGCAGUGUUCUUCGCAGCCACACUGCUGCGCUACGUGCUCAUGAUAAUCGGAAUGGGCAUGGAUUGGUUCAUGCUGUUGUCAGUGGUUUCUGGGCUGACUCUUGGACACCUGCUUACGGAUCUCUAUGUAGUGUCGAAGAUGAAAAGCCAGAGGGGGGCGGAAAGAGGAGCAGAGGAGCUAGAGCUGCUUCAACAGGAUUUCGAUGCCCAGCUGGACGAGGAUGACGGAGAAGACGGUGAAAAACUCGAACGCCGGGAGGACGGAGGUCAAGGAGCGGGGUUGGGAGCUACGCACCGACGUAGUACGUCUAGACAGACAAACAUCGCCGUCACGCCGUAG
Molecule: messenger RNA, 801 nt
Organism: Sporisorium graminicola
Lineage: Eukaryota; Fungi; Basidiomycota; Ustilaginomycetes; Ustilaginales; Ustilaginaceae
Exons: 1
Coding region: 1-801 (266 amino acids)
Biological process (GO): copper ion transmembrane transport
Cellular component (GO): membrane
Molecular function (GO): copper ion transmembrane transporter activity
Source: RefSeq, a predicted model, not a curated record